UUUCUUUCUUAUCCUGGGUGAAUGACGCUCAGCGAAAGUGACUGCCCCACUGUCACUGCCUCUCGGUUGCUCUGUAACUCUGUGAUUAACCAAGAAGUCUUCCCCACACACCCUAAAGCUCUUUUUGGAUAAUUUCCUACAAGAGCCGAAUUUUAAACACAUUUACUUUAUAAGAAGCAACAGAAAGGCAGCAUGUCAGCUGAAACACCAAUCACACUGAAUAUUGAUCUCCAGGAUUUGCAUGUCCAAACAUUCACUGUAGAGAAACUACUGGAGCCUCUCAUAAUCCAGGUUACUACACUUGUCAAUUGUCCCCAGAAUCCUUCCAACAGGAAAAAAGGACGUUCAAAAAGAGCCAGAGUCCUUCUAGCUUCUGUGGAGGAAGCAACUUGGAAUUUAUUAGACAAAGGACAGAAGAUUGCCCAGGAAGCCACAGUUUUAAAGGAAGAGCUUACUGCUACACUUGAGGAGGUUCGCAAAGAAAGUGAAGCUCUGAAAAUAUCAGCUGAGAGAUUUGCGGAUGACCCCUGUUAUCUCCCAAAAAGGGAGGCUGUGGUUCAAGCCGCCCGUGCCUUGUUGGCUGUAGUUACCAGACUCCUUAUCCUCGCAGACAUGAUUGAUGUCAUGUGUCUCUUGCAGCACGUGUCAGCUUUUCAAAGGACAUUUGACUCUCUUAAAAAUGUUUCCAACAAAUCUGACCUCCAGAAAACCUACCAGAAGCUUGGGAAGGAUCUGGAAAAUCUGGAUUAUUUAGCCUUCAGACGUCAGCAGGACUUAAAAUCUCCAGAUCAGAGGGAUGAAAUUGCAGGGGCCCGGGCCUCUUUGAAGGAGAACUCCCCACUCUUGCAUUCAAUUUGUUCGGCUUGUUUGGAACAUUCUGAUGUUGCUUCCCUCAAGGCCAGCAAAGACACAGUCUGUGAAGAAAUUCAGAAUGCCCUCAAUGUAAUUUCAAAUGCUUCACAAGGCAUCCAGAAUGCUCGAGCUCCACCGGAACCUCAGGCAGCAACCCUGGGGAGUGCUCUUGAUGAGCUCGAGAAUUUAAUUGUCUUGGAUCCACUCUCAGUGACUGAGGAGGAAAUAAGACCAUCACUAGAGAAACGUCUUGAAGCCAUUAUCAGUGGGGCUGCUCUUUUGGCUGAUUCUUCAUGCACGAGGGAUUUCCAUCGAGAGCGGAUUAUUGCAGAAUGCAAUGCCAUUCGCCAGGCUCUCCAAGAUCUGCUUUCAGAGUAUAUGAACAAUACUGGAAAAAAGGAAAGGAGUAAUACCCUAAAUAUUGCGAUAGACAACAUGUGUAAGAAGACAAGAGACCUUCGAAGACAGCUCCGUAAGGCGAUUAUAGAUCAUGUGUCAGACUCCUUUUUGGAUACAACAGUCCCACUUUUGGUUCUCAUUGAAGCCGCCAAGAAUGGCCGGGAAAAGGAAAUAAAAGAAUAUGCUGCAAUAUUUCGUGAACACACCAGCAGGCUAGUAGAGGUGGCAAAUCUUGCUUGUUCCAUGUCAACAAAUGAAGAUGGGAUUAAAAUUGUCAAAAUUGCAGCCAAUCACUUGGAAACUUUGUGUCCACAGAUUAUUAAUGCUGCACUUGCUUUGGCUGCACGACCCAAAAGUCAAGUGGUCAAAAAAACCAUGGAAAUGUACAAGCACACAUGGGAGAAUCAUAUCCACGUCCUCACAGAAGCUGUAGAUGACAUUACAAGUAUUGAUGACUUCCUUGCUGUAUCUGAGAGCCAUAUCCUAGAAGAUGUCAACAAAUGUAUCAUAGCCUUGCGAGACCAGGAUGCUGAUAAUUUAGACCGAGCUGCCGGUGCUAUCAGAGGUCGGGCAGCAAGAGUUGCUCACAUUGUCACAGGUGAAAUGGACAGUUACGAGCCAGGGGCUUAUACUGAAGGUGUGAUGAGAAAAGUUAACUUUCUUACAAGUACUGCAAUUCCUGAGUUUGUAACACAAGUGAAUGUUGCCUUGGAAGCCUUAAAUAAAAAUUCUUUGGAUGUGUUUGACGAUAAUCAAUUUGUGGACAUCUCAAAGAAGAUCUAUGAUACAAUUCAUGAUAUCAGAUGUUCUGUCAUGAUGAUUCGGACCCCAGAAGAACUGGAGGAUGUUUCUGACCUGGAAGAGGAUCAUGAGGUCCACAGUCACACCAGCAUUCAGACUGAAGGCAAAACUGACAGGGCCAAGAUGACUCAAUUGCCUGAGGCAGAAAAGGAAAAGAUUGCUGAGCAAGUUGCUGAUUUCAAGAAAGUAAAGAGUAAGCUGGAUGCUGAAAUUGAAAUAUGGGAUGAUACAAGCAAUGAUAUUAUUGUUCUGGCCAAGAAGAUGUGUAUGAUCAUGAUGGAGAUGACAGAUUUUACAAGGGGCAAAGGGCCGCUAAAGCACACAACCGAUGUGAUCUAUGCAGCUAAAAUGAUAUCAGAAUCAGGAUCAAGGAUGGAUGUCCUCGCACGGCAGAUUGCCAACCAGUGUCCAGAUCCAUCAUGCAAACAGGACUUGUUGGCCUACCUAGAACAAAUUAAAUUCUACUCUCACCAACUGAAAAUCUGCAGUCAAGUUAAAGCUGAGAUCCAGAGCCUGGGGGGAGAGCUCAUCAUGUCAGCUUUGGACAGCGUCACCUCCCUAAUCCAAGCAGCCAAAAAUUUAAUGAAUGCUGUAGUGCAAACAGUGAAAAUGUCUUACAUUGCCUCAACCAAGAUCAUCCGAAUUCAGAGUCCUGCUGGGCCUCGGCACCCAGUUGUGAUGUGGAGAAUGAAGGCUCCUGCAAAAAAACCCUUAAUUAAAAGGGAGAAGCCAGAAGAAACUUGUGCAGCUGUUAGACGAGGCUCGGCAAAGAAAAAAAUCCACCCAGUACAGGUCAUGAGUGAAUUUAGAGGAAGACAUGUCUACUGAAACCACUGUUCUACUUGUGUCUAUAUUACAAAGUCCUGGCUAAACACACUCCUUUAAUUUUACACUUAAUUAGUGCUGAAAGUUCAAAAGCUUUUAGAGUUAACCCACAAGUAAUGUAAAUCAUUAGAGGGUGAACCAACCUCUGCAACAUAUAUUUGGGAUCAUGUCAUUGUCAUUCUAUAUGCCAGCACCUAAUAAGUAAUCAAUAUAUGCUUGUUGAAUGAAUUAAAACUUCAGGUGUCAUUCAGCCUUUCUCAUCACAGAGAAUAUCUUACAUUCAUUACCAAAUGAACAGAGGAGACUCUAGUGAGUCUUCUUCAUCUGUAAUAGUUUGAGUACAUUCUUCUUUUUAAUUUUGAAUUAAAACAUUGACGUGAGCUUUUUACUUGGUUUUCAAUGGAAACAAAACCUCAUAAAAUAUUUUCCUGUUUAAUUUCCAUACUUUCUUUACCUGACCUGACCUGACCUGACCUGACAGAAAUGUGUAGUUUCUGCUGUAGGAAAAAGAAAUAUCAGUCUCUAAAUAUCUGUAUCUAUUUUUAACUGAUUAGGUUAACAUCCAUCAGAAACUAACUAAGCUUGAGCAGUCCAGCAACUUCCUAGAUUUUUAAAGUCAGCCUCAGUUAUUAAUAAAGCAAUUUAUUAACUUUAUAAAGAUUAUGAUGAGUUUAAUGAGUUUAGGGUUCCAUUGUGUUUAGCAGUUUUGCACAUUGAGUGUUGGGUUUAAAUGGGUGCAUCAGAAGUCUUAUGUGGUGGAAGAGUUAUCACUCACUUGGGGAAAUGGGAUAUCUAACUAUAUCCCUGAGUGAGUUAUGCCAACAGAUGUGUAAGCAGUUCUGCAUGACUCUAAAAAUCAAUUUGUACCAGCUUGCAAUUGUAAUUAAAAGGAAAAGGCCAGUUUGGAAAACCUUUGGUAUUGAGUAAAAUGUAACUGUGUAAAUUAUACCAUUGAACUAUGCAGCAGAGUUAAUGGCAAUGAAACUGGAGUGUUUUAAUAACAUCUUUUUAAAUAAAAGUCAUCGAGGUCAUUUUAUAACUGCUCACUAUGCACAAUCCCAAGCACUGUGCUCAUACCAAAUUUGUAAUGAACUUCAUAAUAGUCUCAGAUUCUAGUACAUUGCUCCUCUUUCUCUCCCUCACGCAUGCGCACUCUCCCUCUCUUUCUCUCCCUCCCUCCCUCUCUCU
Messenger RNA from Pteropus alecto (black flying fox), 4065 nucleotides. RefSeq names its product catenin alpha 3 (gene CTNNA3). Gene Ontology annotation, molecular function: cadherin binding; actin filament binding; beta-catenin binding. Bases 193 to 2880 code for a protein of 895 amino acids. Lineage: Eukaryota; Metazoa; Chordata; Mammalia; Chiroptera; Pteropodidae. Gene Ontology annotation, biological process: cell-cell adhesion; cell migration. The transcript is spliced from 18 exons. The record is from RefSeq and is a predicted model, not a curated record. Gene Ontology annotation, cellular component: adherens junction; fascia adherens.